Molecule: messenger RNA, 2134 nt
Organism: Diaporthe batatas
Lineage: Eukaryota; Fungi; Ascomycota; Sordariomycetes; Diaporthales; Diaporthaceae
Product: tRNA dimethylallyltransferase
Exons: 2
Coding region: 283-1722 (479 amino acids)
Biological process (GO): tRNA modification
Cellular component (GO): mitochondrion
Molecular function (GO): ATP binding; tRNA dimethylallyltransferase activity
Source: RefSeq, a predicted model, not a curated record
GAGACUCCACGUGACUAUGUGCUAAGAUGAGUUGAACACCACUACGGAUACCCGAAGAGGACCCUUACCUCUGCGCUAGACACUAAAGUGCUAAGCAUGACUUUUACUCGUUUGUCGGGGCCGAGGCGGCCAAAUUCUUUUUUGAGGCUUGGACCCUUGGGAGACAAGCAAACAAGCCACUGGUAGGCACGUUCUCACUCAACCCGCACUUGUUAUUUGACUUGGUAAAGGGCUGUCUCGAGUCACUUGUUCGGAUGGUCUCCACAACCGUUUUAAAACCAUAUGCUUAAUUCUCGGUUGUUCCCUCAUUUACUUUACAGGCAUUUGCAAUGCUAUUCCACAAUGUUGGCUCGCCAGACCCCUACGGCCCCAUUGUUGGUCAUCCUGGGCUCGACAGGAACCGGAAAGUCUGAGCUUGCUGUUGAUCUGGCAGUCCGCUUCAAUGGCGAAAUUAUCAACGCAGAUGCUAUGCAGAUGUACAGGGGUCUGCCCAUCAUCACCAAUAAGAUCUCAAUAGAAGAGCAGCGGUCUAUACCACACCAUCUUUUGGGCAACAUAAGUCUGGACCAAGAGACCUGGGUAGUAGGAGUUUUUAAGCGGGAAGCCAACCGUAUCAUCCAAGAGAUCCGCAGCAGAGGACGGGUCCCCAUUGUUGUCGGGGGCACGCAUUAUUACACAAAUGCCCUCCUGUUCAAAGACAGCCUGGUGGAGAAAGAAAAUGCUCCCCAGGAAACAGACAGUGUCCAGGACAACUCAGUGCAACAUCCGAUCCUGAAUGACACCACAGAAGCCAUGUGGAAAAGACUCAAAGAAGUCGAUCCCGUCAUGGCUGACAGGUGGCAUCCCAACGACAGGCGGAAGAUCCGCCGCUCCCUGGAGAUAUUCCUCACCACGGGGAGGCCGGCGUCAGAAAUCUACGCCGAGCAGCAGAUCAGGAAGAGGGCAGAGCCAGCACCGCAGCAGGACUUCUCCAAGCCCGACGCGUUGAUGUUCUGGGUGCACUCCGAGUCCCAAGUGCUAAAGGACCGGCUCGACAGGCGGGUCGACAAGAUGCUGGAGAGGGGUCUCAUGGACGAGGUCGCACAAGUCGACGACUACCUGCGGUCGAAAUUAAAAUCCGGAGAGCAGGUCGAUCUGAGCAGGGGGAUAUGGCAGUCGAUCGGCUUCAAGGAAUUUCAGCCCUACCUGCAAGCCGCAGAACGAGGCGCCGACGCCAGGGAACUCGACAAGUUGAGGCUCGAGUGCCUCGAGACCAUGAAGACCGCCACGAGGAGGUAUGCAAAGUACCAGACGAAGUGGAUAUCGAAGCAGAUGCUGCCACUGCUGGAAGAAGAAGGGGACCGGGACCGCCUUUACGUGCUUGACAGCACAGACGUCACGCGGUACUCGGAAAAUGUCCUCGACAAGGGCGCGUUCCUGACGCGGUUGUUCCUGGCCGGGGACGUGAUGCCGGAUCCACCCAGCGUGUCGGAUGCCGCCAAUAGUGUGUUGAACGCGGCCGUGGAAACUGCCUUGUCGUCACAGCGCACGGCCUGUCGGAAGCAUUGCUCAACUUGCGACGUUACCCUCCUGACUGAGGAGGGCUGGCAGAAACAUGUCAGGGGCAAGGCUCACCGUCGCAAAGCCCGGCAUGAGAAAAUGACUGCCCUGGUUCCAACACAAGACACCGAGGCCGGAGGUGUGGGGGAUGACACAAGACCUGCAGACUCGUCUCAACCUUGAUGGGUAUAAGGCUGUCGCCGUCAUAUAAUCCAGGGUCGAGGAUACUCGGACAUGGAGGGACAUGUCGAGGUUCCUUGCUCUUGUUCCAAUUUCCAGGCCACAGCCCUCCCCUUGGGGCACAGCGAUUUGACUGGGCCCUCGCUCCCUUUCAGGGUGGAAGCCCACAAGGUGCUGGGCUUCUCGCCGAGCAAUGUUAUAUCUAAGCUUGAGAUACCACCAGACGGGAGUGUUUUAGCGACAUGGCCCUCUACGUCUGACUUUCCGCGGACGCACAUACCGCAGAAAUGACGAAUUGUACAAAUCAAUCCACAGUAUUCGGUACGUGAUACGGAAUGAGGAUAUUUUGGGAGACUUGUUGUCGUACCAGCUAUACAACCACAUGCAUUAUUAUCGCAACCACUACACCUUCAAG